AUGCUUCGAUCAUUUGCUGUAGUAUUAACACUCAUCUUUAUCAUUUGUUUUACACGUGUUAAAAGUUCGCAGUAUGGUGGUCUAUUCGAGCCAUACCACGGAACACAACCGGACAAUUUUAACAAAAGUGAUGAACACGGAAACAAGUCAAGCAAUUCCAUUUUAAUGGCUGUUCAGACAAUCACAGAAGAUAGUCAGAUUUCGUUUGCAAUUGCUAAAGCAGUGGCCUCCGACUCACUGACUGCAGUUGGUAUAUUUGUAGCCGGUGUGUGUCCAGGGGGCGGUUCCAGCAACAUCUAUACAUAUCUACUGGACGGGGAUCUGUCAUUGUCAAUCACCAUGACGACUAUAAGUACAUUGCUUUCAUUAGCAAUGCUUCCCCUGUGGCUGUACACAUUAGGAAGUGUGUUUCUAGAGGCAAACAAUCUAAAUAUCCCCUACACAGACAUCGUGGUCACCUUAUCUAUAAUUCUUAUACCUUUGUCGGUUGGACUUUUUAUCAGAAUCAAAUUCCCAAAAGUGACAGGUAUGAUAGAAAAAGGUAUGGCAGUCGUGCUUACAAUACUGGCGCUUAUUUUGAUAACAACGGGAGUUAUUUCAAGUUUGUAUCUAUUUAAAAUGUUUAAUUUAAAAAUUAUAGCAGUUGGCUGUAUUUUGCCCUAUGUAGGAUUCUGCCUCGGUGCCGUUAUGUCUUUUAUUUUCAAACAGCCAAGGAAAAGUAUAAAAACUAUCGCCAUAGAAACAGGAAUGCAAAAUACAGCAAUUGCUAUGAUCUUGUUGCUGAAUUCAUUUCCGGAACCGCUUGGUGAUAUUGCUACUGUGGCGCCAGUCUCGGCGGAAGUGAUGUCACCGAUUCCGCCAUUUUUAGCAUCGAUUGUUUACUGA
Mercenaria mercenaria is the source of this 885-nucleotide messenger RNA. RefSeq names its product ileal sodium/bile acid cotransporter-like. The coding region runs from base 1 to 885 and encodes 294 amino acids. The record is from RefSeq and is a predicted model, not a curated record. Lineage: Eukaryota; Metazoa; Mollusca; Bivalvia; Venerida; Veneridae. Gene Ontology annotation, cellular component: membrane. The transcript is spliced from 3 exons.